AUGUCUAGAAAUGCAAUUUGUCUACCGCAAUGUCCUUCUGACAUAGCGCCGCCGCCGUCGCCGCCUUUCACGAGAGCGCAUAAUGAAAAAUUAGAUGAGGUUUUAGGGCAUACAAGAGUAAGAACUUGUAAUAAUGGAAAUUAUUUUGGUGCUGAAAUGAAAUUAACAUGCACCGAAUUAAAGUCUGACACUCUGGACAUCCAAUGUCAAAGAGGAUUUCGCUCGGUGCCCUGCACCAGCCGUAUGCAGCCCGGGACCAGGGCAAACUUGGCGUGCAAACCAGGAUUCCAGUUGCACAAAGAACCAGAGUUCUCGCAAAUUAAUUGCGGAAAUGAUGGGAUUUGGGAUAAUUGUCUGUUUUCUUGCGAACCAGAAUGUGGUAAUCCAACACCGAUUGAAACUGUUUUUAAUUCGGACCCACCUGUAACAUACUUAGCAGGUCAAUAUCCAUGGUAUGCAAUGUUGUUCACCCGAAGGGAAGAUUUAUUCAAAGGACAAUUUCUAUUCAGUUCUGCUUAUUGCGCUCAUAAAGAUAUUUAUGCUCAGCAUUACGAAAUAGAAAAAGUCAUCGUUCCUAAAGGAUUUGAUAUUAAAAAAGAAGGCAAUCCAAAUAAUAUAGCAAUUAUUCUAGUUAAAGGAAAGUUCACCUUCAGUGAUAUAAUUAAGCCGAUUUGUUUAGAAAGACAUUUUAAUGGACCCAUAGAAGAGCCAGAAGGAGAAAUAGGAUACGUACCAGGAUAUAGUACUGAUAGACAAACUCUUGAUACUGUACGAUUUGUGUAUAAUGUAUCAUUGGCAUAUAUUUCCAAUACAAGUUGCAGAAAUUUUGAAUAUCCCUUUAAAAGAUUUUAUCAAUCUUAUGAUAAAUUCUGUGCAGGAAACCUAAGUUUUGGAUAUGAAAUACCAUUUGGAUUUUUGGGUGGUGGAUAUUUUGUUCCUGACUACAAGUCGUUUGAACCCGUGUACUUUUUAAAAGGAGUCGCUUCCGCCUAUGGUAGAUCCGUCAACUUUUUGGCAUAA
Molecule: messenger RNA, 1020 nt
Organism: Ctenocephalides felis (cat flea)
Lineage: Eukaryota; Metazoa; Arthropoda; Insecta; Siphonaptera; Pulicidae
Product: testisin-like
Exons: 8
Coding region: 1-1020 (339 amino acids)
Biological process (GO): proteolysis
Molecular function (GO): serine-type endopeptidase activity
Source: RefSeq, a predicted model, not a curated record